AUGGCGGCUCGGAUUAUCAGCAAGGUGUUCCCAGUUGUGGUAACAGAGGAAGAGCUUGAGCCCGGGGAUCACGUUUAUACGUAUCGGCGGUACGGGGUGUACACGCACCACGGAAUUUACAUUGGAGAGGGCACCGUGAUUCACUUCACGAGAACAGGAGUCGACGCGACAUGUCUCGAUUGCUUCCGGCGAGAAGGCGAGAAGCUCCAUUCCCUCCGCUCAUAUGCAUAUGGGCGGUCACUACUGAGGUUUAUGUUCACAAAAAGGGGCACUUGCACGACCUUACCCGAUACAAGAUUGCCUCAGGAAGUCGUGAACACGGCUCGCGAGCUUCAUGAGCGAGGCGGUUUCGGCGAGUACGACCUCUUAAAUAACAAUUGUGAGCAUUUCGCCACGUUUUGCCGGACUGGCGUUCGAGAAAGUACACAGACGGCAUGGAUCAGUUCUUGUGAGCGGAAGAUCGAGAAAGCCAAAGCAUGGGCCUUGAAGCUUCUCAGAGAAUUAAGCUCGAGUGACCCUAAAAUUCGUGGAGAAUUAAGCAUGGGCAUCGAGAGUAAAAGCUCGAUCGCUGAGCAGGCUUGA
Syzygium oleosum is the source of this 582-nucleotide messenger RNA. Its product is annotated as protein LEAD-SENSITIVE 1-like. Bases 1 to 582 code for a protein of 193 amino acids. The record is from RefSeq and is a predicted model, not a curated record. Lineage: Eukaryota; Viridiplantae; Streptophyta; Magnoliopsida; Myrtales; Myrtaceae. The transcript has 2 exons.